This is a messenger RNA of Triplophysa rosa, 4952 nucleotides long. It is a transcript of the gene ptk2ab, whose product is annotated as protein tyrosine kinase 2ab. Lineage: Eukaryota; Metazoa; Chordata; Actinopteri; Cypriniformes; Nemacheilidae. Gene Ontology annotation, cellular component: cytoskeleton; focal adhesion. The coding region runs from base 469 to 3780 and encodes 1103 amino acids. The transcript is spliced from 33 exons. Gene Ontology annotation, biological process: signal complex assembly; protein phosphorylation. Gene Ontology annotation, molecular function: protein tyrosine kinase activity; ATP binding. The record is from RefSeq and is a predicted model, not a curated record.
CCGCAGCGUCUCGAAAUCUUCUGAUCUGGAUGAACUUCAGAACGGCUGCUAAAAGGAAACGUUUUAAUCUUUGAGGAUUAUUCUGCCUGACAUUUUUGCUUUUGUUCCAGCCUCCGCUGCUGCAGUCCUCCUCUGGAUUACUUUGGGAUUUCCUUGUCACUUUAAGAUCUUGUUGGUGUACGUUAAUGGGUUUUAAAGAGAGCUUUGGUGGGAAAGACCAACACGCCUUGCAUUUUCUUCACGUAACCGGACAUCCAUGUGGAUCGUUUUAGUCUUUGGCACGUCGCAUCUGACUGCUGGACAAUUCUCUGACUUCAUGCCACCUACCUCUAACCUCUAAAGUCCGUUCCUGGUGGCCCGGUCAAAGUGCGUUUCAGAGGGCCGGGGUCACCCCCUGCUCCCUAUGACCGUGUCGGGGAGUAAAAGAGCCGCUGGGCCCGGGAGAGAUACAAGAGAGGAGGCCGGCGGAUGGAGAGCAGCGGGUGCAGCCCCUUCCCUCUGUGCUGGGCACGAGGAGCCUGUGUCUACUCUUACCCUCCCCCUCUGCCAAAGUAUGACAGACAGUUAGCACCCACCAAAGGCAUGGCAGCGGCUUACCUGGACCCCAACCUGCCCCAUGCCCUGAGCCAGGGGGUGAAGCCUCGCUUCAGCGCGGGGAUGGAGCGGACGGCGGGGGCUCCGGAACGGGUGCUCAAGGUCUUCCACUACUUCGAGAGCAGCAGUGAACCCUGCACUUGGGCCAGCAACAUCAGACACGGGGACUCCACCGAUGUCAGGGGCAUUAUACAAAAGAUCGUGGACAUCCAUAAGGUGAGAUGUGUGGCCUGCUUCGGUCUGCGUCUGAGUCACCUAAGGACAGGCGAAGUUCAUUGGCUCCACCCUGACAUGGGCGUGUCUCAUGUGAGGGAGCGGUACGAACACUGUCAUCCACAGGACGAAUGGAGAUAUGAGCUACGGAUUCGAUACUUGCCCAAAGGAUUUUUAAGCAAGUUUACUGAGGACCAGCCGACUCUCAACUACUUUUAUCAUCAGGUGAAAAGUGACUAUAAGAAGGAGAUUGCUGACCAAGUCGAUCAAGACAUAGCACUUAAACUAGGCUGCCUUGAAAUCAGGAGGUUUUUCAGGGACAUGCGUGGUAAUGCCCUGGAUAAGAAAUCAAAUUAUGAAUUGUUAGAAAAGGAUGUCGGUCUUCGGAGAUUCUUUCCAAAGAGUUUAUUAGACUCAGUGAAGGCCAAAUCGCUGCGUAAAUUCAUCCAGCAGACGUUUAAACAGUUUGCCAAUAUGAACGAUGAGCAAUGCAUUCUCAACUUCUUCGAGAUCCUGUCACCCAUAUACAGAUUUGACAAGGAGUGUUUUAAAUGUGCUCUUGGGUCGAGUUGGGUGAUAUCAGUGGAACUGGCCAUCGGCCCUGAGGAGGGGAUCAGUUAUUUGACAGACAAAGGCUCAAAUCCAACACACUUGGCCAAUUUCACCCAGGUGCAAAGCAUCCAGUUUGAGGAGCGAGAGAGGAAGGGAAUGCUGCAGUUAGAUGUGGCCGGUGCACCUGAGCCUCUGACGGUAACAACCACAACUCUGAACACGGCGGAGAACAUGGCUGAUCUCAUUGACGGUUACUGCAGGCUGGUGAGCGGAACAUCGUCCUCUUUCAUCGUCCGUGUGCAGAAAGAAGGAGAAAGAGCUCUUCCAUCAAUCCCAAAAGCUCCAAGAUCGGCCAACCAUGAAAAACGGUCACAAGGAGUUCGGGCAAAAACCAUCUCUGUUUCAGAUGAUAUUGGUGAUGAAACGGACGACUACGCAGAGAUCAUAGAUGAAGAGGACACAUACACUAUGCCUUCCAGCACAACAGAAUAUUACGGACUAGAUGAAGCCCGGGACUAUGAGAUCCAGAGAGACAGAAUCGAGUUGGGCCGCUGUAUAGGAGAGGGCCAGUUUGGAGAUGUCCACCAAGGAAUCUACAUAUGUCCGGAGAACCCUGCACUUUCUGUGGCAAUCAAGACGUGUAAGAACUGCACCUCGGACAGUGUGCGAGAGAAGUUCCUCCAGGAGGCAUUAACCAUGCGACAGUUCGAUCAUCCGCACAUCGUAAAGCUGAUUGGAGUCAUUACGGAAAACCCCGUGUGGAUCAUCAUGGAGCUGUGCACGCUGGGAGAGCUGCGAUCGUUUCUUCAGAUUAGGAAUUACAGUCUGGAUUUAGCCUCGCUCAUCCUGUUUGCUUACCAGCUCAGCACAGCCCUCGCAUACCUGGAGAGCAAACGCUUUGUUCACAGGGACAUUGCUGCACGGAAUGUUCUGGUGUCUUCAGUAGACUGUGUGAAGCUGGGAGACUUCGGUUUGUCUAGAUACAUGGAAGACAGCUCUUAUUAUAAAGCCUCUAAAGGAAAACUACCUAUUAAAUGGAUGGCGCCUGAGUCCAUAAACUUCAGACGUUUUACCUCAGCUAGCGACGUGUGGAUGUUUGGAGUGUGUAUGUGGGAGGUCCUGAUGUACGGAGUAAAGCCGUUCCAGGGCGUGAAGAAUAACGAUGUGAUUGGACGGAUCGAGAACGGUGAGCGUCUGGCUAUGCCGCCCAACUGCCCGCCGACCCACUACAGCCUGAUGACCAAGUGUUGGGCAUACGACCCCAGCAAAAGACCUCGAUUCAAUGAGCUCAAAGCUCAACUAAGCACCAUCCUCGCGGAGGAGAAGGCUCAGCAGGAGGACCGCAGCCGUAUGGAGAUGAGGAGACAGGUUCCCAUGUCCUGGGAUUCAGGGGGCUUAGAUGAGGCGCCGCCUAAACCCAGUCGACCAGGUUACCCGAGUCCCAGAUCCAGCGAGGGGUUUUACCCAAGUCCUCAGCACAUCGGCCAGCACAAUCAUUAUCAGAUGGCAGGGCACUCGGAUCCACGUGGCUUGCUCCCCGUGCCCGGUGGGAUGUACCCUCCCCAGGCCGCAGGGACGGGACUUGACCCCCACGACAGCUGGAACCAUCGCUGGGCCGCUCAGGAUCACAUGUGGAGUCCUGGCAUGGAGGAUGGAGUGGCUGUGCGGGGAGGUCUGUCUCAGCUGAUGGAGGAGCAGUUAUUACUGCAGCAGCAGCAGAUGGAGGACGAUCAGCGCUGGUUGGAGCAGGAGGAGAGGCUACUGAAGCCUGAUGGGAGAAGUUCCAGAGGAAGCCUCGAGCGUGAUGAUGGAAGUCACCAUGGACCGACUGGAAACCAGCACAUAUACCAACCGGUUGGGAAAGCGGAGCAUCCAGCUCCUCCUAAAAAGCCUCCUCGACCCGGAGCUCCAAGCCACCCUGCAGGAGUCCCUGGCCCGAACCCUACAGACAGCUACAAUGAAGGCGUGAAGAUUCAGCCUCAGGAAAUCAACCCUCCCCCAACAGCAAACUUAGAUCGGUCCAAUGAUAAGGUUUAUGAAAACGUGACAGGUCUUGUGAAGGCAGUGAUUGAGAUGUCCAGUAAAAUCCAGCCGGCUCCUCCUGAGGAUUACGUGCCCAUGGUGAAGGAUGUGGGAUUAGCUCUAAGGACGCUGCUGGCUACUGUGGAUGAGACGAUACCCUCACUGCCUGCUCACACACACAGAGAGAUUGAAAUGGCUCAGAAGCUUCUAAAUUCUGACUUGGCUGAGCUGAUAAAUAAGAUGAAGUUAGCCCAACAGUACGUCAUGACCAGCCUGCAGCAAGACUAUAAGAAACAGAUGCUAACAGCUGCUCACGCACUCGCCGUAGAUGCAAAGAACCUGCUGGACGUGAUCGACCAGGCCAGGCUGAAGAUGUUGGGUCAGGCACGGCCACAUUAGCAGAGGCAAUGGAAACCACACAAAAGCAGCACAGCAGAAUGAUGCCCCAGAAACACACCAGCACAGACUUGUAAACUUGGACACGAAAGGAAUCUUAUGGUGCCCCAUUAUUCACUCACUGAUCCUCCACUUAAAGCAACGUUGUAAGUCAUGGGUGCCGUGAGAAGGUCUCUGCAUUUAUUUAUUGGAUGAGCCGGAUCGGACCGAACAUAAAGAUGGGACCUGGCGGUUGGCCCCUUCGGUGAAGCGCUUUUCAGUUUGCUUUAGGAAGACUGUGAUUGGACGCUGAGAAGGAGGCUUGAAAUCUGGGGUUGCUCUGAGCUUUAAAUGUCUCUGGAGGAUAAAGAGACACUCUUACACUGUAUCUAAUAUGUUUGUGUUUCCUUGACAAGCCCAAGUUCCACAGCCAGACCCCACAAAUCUAGAAUCCCGCUCGGCUCAGGUUCUAGUUGUAGAGUCAUGAACCUUGAGCUGUAUUCCUAAGACUCAGUUUUGCACAGUAGAAUUCGAGGUGAGUCUGGAUUUGCAGAAUCUGGAUUUAAUGGGACUCGCAUAGCAGACUCCACACUUCUCCCAUGGACUGAGAUGGAGAGUGUUGUACAUUUGGGCCUUGUGCCACCUAGAGGUAAAAUAAAGCUGAAUGACUGAAUUUAAAGAAAUGUAUGAGUUAUGGAGUCGUUAUGUUUCCCAUGAAUAUUGUUUGUUUAAAGAUGUAGUAAGUAAUAGACCUAACACCAUGGCAGUGGUUCAGAUGGAAAGACAACAUUAUGAUUAUACAGAGGGGUUCAAAGGUCUAAGACACAAUUGAAUACAUAUCUAUUUUACAUUUUUAAUUUACUUUUUUAAAAUGCAUCUUGUGUGUUUCAGUGGUGUUUCAAGCAUUGAAAACUGUACAAAUUUUGUAUAAAUGAGUUAAUGGUCAGUUGCUUAUUUUGAUUAGUCUUCAAGUAGUACAGAAUAUUAAGUCUUUUUUUACAUCACAACAAACUUUUUUAUUUUAUUUAUAUAACCUUUAAGACCUCCGUUUGCAAACUGUACAAUAUUUGGGGCGGGGACGUACAAAUAUAAAAAAAUGACAGGUGUUGUGUAGAGGCAAUAUCUGGUAAUAUGGUUGGAAUUUUUAUAGUAAAUUGACGUCAUAAUUUAAUGGAGAAUAAAUUGUUUUUAUUGGG